Messenger RNA from Clupea harengus (Atlantic herring), 742 nucleotides. RefSeq names its product signal peptidase complex subunit 3 (gene spcs3). Gene Ontology annotation, biological process: protein targeting to ER. The record is from RefSeq and is a predicted model, not a curated record. Gene Ontology annotation, cellular component: signal peptidase complex; membrane. NCBI's taxonomy places the organism in Eukaryota, Metazoa, Chordata, Actinopteri, Clupeiformes, Clupeidae.
CUUCCUCAUCUUCAAAUAUCACGCCAAUUUCCUGUCGAGUCUUACGCUGUUGGAUGAACUCACUUUAAUAUUCACAUUUAGUCUUCUCUUGCCAUUACAAGUUUUGAAAGAUGAAUACGGUAUUAUCAAGGGCAAAUUCCCUGUUCGCAUUCUCGCUGAGUGUGAUGGCUGCUCUUACGUUUGGAUGUUUUAUCACGACUGCAUUCAAAGACAGAAGCAUACCAGUGGAUAUCCACGUAUCGAAAGUGAUGCUGAAGAAUGUGGAUGACUUCACUGGGCCAAGGGAGAGAAGUGAUUUGGGCUUCCUCACAUUUGACCUCUCGGCUGAUUUGCGGCCAAUAUUUGAUUGGAAUGUAAAGCAGCUCUUCCUCUAUCUAUCAGCUGAGUAUGCUACUAGGAAUAAUGCCCUCAACCAGGUCGUGCUUUGGGAUAAAAUAGUCCUGAGGGGUGAGAACACAAAGCUGAACUUGAGGGAAACCAAAUCCAAGUACUUCUUCUUUGAUGACGGAAAUGGCCUUAGGUCCAAUAAGAACAUCACACUCACCCUGUCAUGGAAUGUGGUACCGAAUGCAGGGAUCUUGCCCCUGGUCAUGGGCUCUGGACAUAUUUCCCUCCCCUUCCCCGAUGCGUACGAAAGUACUAAGAGCUACUGAGUGAUCUGAAUAAGUUGAUAUUUGUAAAUGUUGUGCUGCCUUUUACAGUUGGAGCUUUUAAUAAAAGUGGAUACCAUAAGUGAGUGGGA